AUGGAGGCAGAACCACAUUACGACGACGGCGAGUCGACCACCGAUGACGAGAACGGCUCGCAGACGACCGAAGAUGACCCCGAGCUCGAUCGCCAGGGUCUUCCCCAGCAGCCCCCGCCUCCCCCUCCCCCGCCGGCGCCCGCACCCAGCGCCCAGCCACGCGCGAAGCCCCAGUAUGAACUCAAGCACACCAUACGAGGACACACCCAGUCUAUAUCUGCUGUAAAGUUCAGCCCGGACGGAACACUACUGGCCUCCUGCGGCGCGGAAAACAUAGUGAAGAUCUGGUCCCCCAUUACGGGCGAGCUCAUCCGCAAUCUCUCCGGGCACACGGAGGGUCUGUCGGAUAUCGCCUGGUCCUCUGACAGCGUCUACCUCGCGUCCGCGUCUGACGACACGACCGUGCGGAUAUGGGAAGUCGAUCGCGGCAUUACGCACAAAGUCCUCAAGGGCCAUACGAAGUGGGUCUUUUGUCUAAACUACAACACCGCGUCGAACCUGCUCGUGUCGGGAGGGUGUGAUGGGGAUGUGCGAAUAUGGAACGUUGCGAGAGGGAAGUGCAUGAAAACACUACACGCCCACCUCGACUAUGUCACUGCCGUUCACUUCAACCGCGACUCGACCCUCAUCGUCUCUUGUGCUCUUGACGGUCUUAUUCGAAUAUGGGACACCGCCAAUGGCCAAUGCAUGAAAACCCUCGCCGAGGGCCACAACGCCGUCUGCCAGCACGUCCAAUUCUCGCCCAACUCCAAAUACAUCCUCUCCACCGCGCACGACAACGCGAUCCGGCUUUGGGACUACCAGACCACGCGCUGCCUGAAGACGUACACCGGCCACAAGAAUAACAAGUACUGCAUCUCUGCGUGCUUUAGUGUGACGGGCGGGAAGUGGAUCGUCGCGGGGAGCGAGGAUAAUCGGGUAUAUUUGUGGGAUCUGCAGACCCGGGAGAUCGUGCAGGUGCUGGAGGGGCAUACGGAUGUGGUGGUCGCGGUGGCGACCCAUCCGACGCGAAAUAUGAUUGCGUCGGGCUCUAUCGAGUCCGAUCUAACCAUCAGGAUAUGGGCAGAGCCAUUGCCCGACCCUGCAAUACCGCCGACUUGA
Messenger RNA from Schizophyllum commune H4-8, 1101 nucleotides. RefSeq names its product WD40 repeat-like protein. Gene Ontology annotation, cellular component: Set1C/COMPASS complex. Gene Ontology annotation, molecular function: histone binding. The record is from RefSeq and is a predicted model, not a curated record. Bases 1 to 1101 code for a protein of 366 amino acids. The transcript is spliced from 6 exons. NCBI's taxonomy places the organism in Eukaryota, Fungi, Basidiomycota, Agaricomycetes, Agaricales, Schizophyllaceae.